AUGUCUUUGUUGUUUUCUCUCUUUUUUCUAACGUUCUUUCACGAAGCAAGUCCGAAAAUAAGUGGAUCGGAAGGCUGGUUCCCUGGAGCGGACGGUUUCGCCUAUGAAAUCGACGAAGAAAAGGGAGAGAUCAUUUUCAGGCUGGAUGAUCUGGUCGAUAUGCCUUACUAUCUUGGAGUCGGAUGGAACAACAAUACUCACGACGAUAGUACUCAUACAAAAACCAUGAUUAACUCGGAGCUGCUGAUUUGGGAUGGAGGAUCAAUUCAUAAAGAUGAAAAUUACAAGGGCGCGAUUUGGCCGUACUUUGGAGGUCACUUUGCUGGCGGAGCCGAAUGGAGCGAGCAAGCAAUGACUUACUGGAAGCGAACGCCAGGAUCGGCUCAUCCAGAUGGAAAGCCGCGCUGGUCGCGAACUCUGAAGCGGCCGGAAGGAUGCAGCAAAUGCAUUGAAAUCGAAAAGAACAAAGAGUACUGGGUCAUGUCCGCUCGGGGGUCGACUUUCGACGGCGAAGGCAAUUGGAAGAGACAAAAAGAAGACCCAAAAUACGCGGCGUGGUCCGACUGGCCCGGCCCAAGAGCUGGCUAUCAUUACGCAAAAACCCAGCGAGAAAAAAUCAUCAUCUGGAAAGAACAUGAAUUCGACAAUUUGUAUCACAUGACAAACCAUCACGAAGACGCUUGGAACAAACGAGUGGACUCGAUUGGACAGAAAAAUCUAACCAAAGUCCCGCAGAAUUCAGCUCAAAUCCUCUGUCUCUUCUCUAGCUUGCUUGUUUUCUUGGGAAUAAAUUUGGUUUAA
This is a messenger RNA of Oikopleura dioica, 801 nucleotides long. Lineage: Eukaryota; Metazoa; Chordata; Appendicularia; Copelata; Oikopleuridae. The record is from the annotation of a GenBank genome assembly.